AUUUCCACGUCUUCUCUUCUUCUUCUUUUUUCUCUCUCUUAUGUGUAUAUGUACAACAUAAUGGACAAAAAACCAUGCAACUCAACAUCAUCUCAUGAUCCUGAAGUGAGAAAGGGACCAUGGACCAUGGAAGAAGAUUUGAUCUUGAUCAACUAUAUUGCAAAUCAUGGUGAAGGUGUUUGGAAUUCUCUAGCCAAAGCUUCUGGUCUUAAACGAACUGGAAAAAGUUGUCGACUUCGUUGGCUAAACUACCUUCGUCCUGAUGUUAGAAGAGGGAACAUUACAACAGAAGAACAGCUUUUGAUCUUUGAGCUUCAUUCAAAGUGGGGUAAUAGGUGGUCCAAAAUUGCAAAGCAUCUUCCAGGAAGAACUGACAAUGAGAUUAAGAACUUUUGGAGAACCAGAAUCCAGAAGCACAUGAAGCAAGCUGAGAAUUCACAGCAACAGGGUAAUAACAGUAACAUUUCAGAGACAAAUGAUCAUCAUCAUCAUCACCAUCAACAUCAUCAUCAUCAUCAAGCAAGCUCUAGCACAAGCCUAGCAUCCAACAUGGCACUGCAAAUUGAGUCUUACUCCACACCCUCAUAUCAAGAAACUUUGGAGCCAUUUCCAUCACAGUUUCCUCCAAUCACUGAUCAAUCAAGUUCAUGUACCAAUCACAACAUCAACGGCAACACCAACUAUUGGAACAUAGAGGAUUUGUGGUCUAUUCACUUGCUCAAUGGGGAUUGAAUAACCUACAUGCAUGCAUACAUAAAUCAUAUAUUUAUAUAUAUAUAUAUAUAUAUGAUAUAUGAUAUAUAUAUAUAUAUAUAUAUCUAUAUUUAUAUAUAUACCUAAGUUGUUAUUGUGUCAUCAGGCUUAACUAAUAACAUCAUUAGGCAAGUUUAUGUGGUGUUACCAUGCAUUUGAUGUGAGUCAAGGAUUAAGUUACUUAUGGAUUGGAGUAUAUUUAUAUAUGUAGGAACUUUUAUGUAUAUGUGCAUUAUUGUAUGAUUAUCGUAAAUAAUAUGGUAGGUGUACCAUAUAAGAUAUGUUUGAGGUUUACAAA
Vigna angularis (adzuki bean) is the source of this 1051-nucleotide messenger RNA. RefSeq names its product MYB-like transcription factor EOBII. Gene Ontology annotation, molecular function: DNA-binding transcription factor activity; sequence-specific DNA binding. The coding region runs from base 49 to 732 and encodes 227 amino acids. The record is from RefSeq and is a predicted model, not a curated record. The transcript is spliced from 3 exons. Lineage: Eukaryota; Viridiplantae; Streptophyta; Magnoliopsida; Fabales; Fabaceae. Gene Ontology annotation, biological process: regulation of DNA-templated transcription. Gene Ontology annotation, cellular component: nucleus.